CUGACACGCGGUGUCUGCAGCAGGGCUGCAGAAGCCUGAGAAGGGCUCUGAACGGUACCUAGUUCGACGACGAAAGGGCGCUGCAUGGUGAAUGCGAAGCGAUAGAAUUUUAAAAGCUGGCUGAGGUUGCUUCAAGGGCGUGAAUCAUAAGAAACAUAGGCCUAGAAGCUCAUUGCUGGCAGCAUGUCGGGGGCUGCAGUGGCUGCUGUUGCCGGUGCAGGCGGCGGGAUCCUUGCGCAGGUUGUGACAUACCCCUUGCAAACUGUCAACACCAGACAGCAAACAGAGAGAAAGCUCCUGAGGCUUCCCGAUGCAGAUGUUACCCCAUCUGAAGCAUCAAAAACCACUUUGCAGCAGUUUAUAAAGAUUAUCAAUGAAGAAGGGCCCAGUUCUCUGUAUCAGGGCUUGGGAAGUUCCAUCGUGGGAACUGCACUUUCUCAGGGAAUAUACUACGGAGUGUACCAAAUGGGCCGUGAUUGGGCGACCAACAAGAACAAGAAGAGUAUUGGCACGUUGACAAGCCUUGCGGUCGCCGCUCUUAGUGGGUGCGUCAAUGUGCUGCUGACUACACCAAUAUGGGUUGUGGUAACACGGCUGCAGACCGAGAAGCAAGCACGGAAGGCCAAGCUGCGAAGACUCUCAGAAGCUGCUGGCCGAUACGAGCUCGAAACGGGAGUUCGAGACAGGAGCUUUGUUGAGAAACCGGUAACUACGGCAGGCGCGGUUGCUGAGAUGUACAAGGAGGCGGGCCUUCUAGGUUUUUGGAAAGGUGUUUUACCUGCGCUGAUCAUGGUUAGCAAUCCAGCAAUUCAGUUCAUGAUUUACGAAGCGCUGCUAGAGCGACUGACUGCAAAGAGGCGGUUGAAUAAAGCAGGGUUCAAGAACAUUUCUGCCUCAGAGGUGUUUAUGCUCGGCUCCGUGGCCAAGCUGGGCGCAACGCUGGUCACGUACCCGCUCCUAGUCAUCAAGUCGAGGUUACAAGCGAAGCAGGAUAUUGGGACGGACGACUCGUUGCAGUAUACUGGGACCCUUGAUGCUGUGGCCAAGAUGGUGAAGCACGAAGGGUUUCUCAGCUUCUACAAGGGGAUGGACCUCAAGAUCGUGCAAAGUGUCCUGGCUGCCGCCAUUCUUUUCAUGACCAAGGAAGAGCUCGUCAAGCUCGCGUUCGUACUGCUGAGGUCCAACAAGGGGCGGAAGCUACCAGCUUAACGUGACAACCUAGCAAGCCCAUGUCCGCCAAUGGCACCCGAGAGAGAUCAGAAGGCUGGUGACAGCAAGGUUAUAAUCUGUAAAAUACCGAACUUUGCGAUCCAAUAAGGACUUUGCAUGAUUCUGGAAAAAAGAAAGCAAGGCCCCGCUCAAAUAGACUCGGCUCCUAUCGUAUGUCCUAGAAUGUCCAUGUGCGCACCAGUAUUGGUAUUCAACCACGGCAUAGUUGCAUUCGAUGUUUUACCCGGU
Messenger RNA from Klebsormidium nitens, 1458 nucleotides. NCBI's taxonomy places the organism in Eukaryota, Viridiplantae, Streptophyta, Klebsormidiophyceae, Klebsormidiales, Klebsormidiaceae. The record is from the annotation of a GenBank genome assembly.